Molecule: messenger RNA, 1581 nt
Organism: Menidia menidia (Atlantic silverside)
Lineage: Eukaryota; Metazoa; Chordata; Actinopteri; Atheriniformes; Atherinopsidae
Source: the annotation of a GenBank genome assembly
AUGGCCAAAAAGUGGGCUGCUUCUUCUCGGGCCCGUUGCCUACGCACUGACGGCCCUCUCUCUGUUAAAGGAAUACGGGAGCAUCAGCUGGAGGUGAUCAUUGUUCCCACGCUGCUGCUCCUGGGCACCCUGGUUACGCUGCUGCCCCUGAUCAUUCUGAGGUGUUGCUGUAGGACGAGGCGGCCCGCCGUCGCUGCCCCACAGCGCUACCACAGCUCCACGCACAGGCGCACAAACACACACAACCACAGACAGCACCUACGUGGCAUCGAUGCCCCGGCAGGGAUUGACCCUCUGGAGCACGAGGAGCUGCCAAUGACAGUUCAGCAGGCCAGAAGCAACGUGAAGCCCACCCCGACUGCAGUCCCACAGACGUCCACAGAGACACACCACGGCGCCUUCAGCCAGGCCACCGCGCUGCCGCAGUCUUUCUCCAUCAAGCCCAACGACACAGUCAGCCUGUACAGAGCGCGCAUGCACAACAGGGACGUCGUCCUGAGGAGGCUGAAAGACACAGCGAACAGCACUGAAAAACAGCACUUUUUGGGGUUUGCGUCCUUCAUGUCCCAGCUGGGCCCCCACCCAUUCAUUCCUCAGCUGCUGGGAGUGGUGUCAGCGCAGCUGCCUCUGAUCAUUGUGGUGGAAGAGCUGAGGCACAGAGACCUGCUGGGCUUCCUGUGGAAAUGCAGACAGGACAACUCAAGCUAUGACAUGACAGAGAAGAGGAUCUUCUCCAUGGCUGGACAAGUGGCCUCAGCUUUGGAGUACCUACACAGCCAGCACUGCAUCCAUGGUAACGUGGGAGCUCGCAGUGUUCUGGUUGGUGCUGAUCUGACGGCCAAGCUGUGGGGAUUGGGUUCAGCCUACCGCAGAAGAACGCAAGCGGGAUCGCCGGGGCCUGUGGAGGACAUGGAGCUGAGGAAAUGGCGAGCGCCAGAAGUGCUGGCCGGCAGACCGGCCAAUCAAAGCAGUGACAUAUGGUCCUUCGGGAUCCUCCUUUAUGAAAUGGCCACGUUGGGUGAUCCACCUUUCGCUGACGUCAUGGGGACUGAACUUCUGCAGUAUCUUCAAAGAGGAAAAAACCUCAAGCGGCCAGCAAACUGCUCCAACUCACUUUACUCAACAAUUCGGUCGUGUUGCCACUGGACUCAACAACGACGCAUCUCCUUAACGGAACUACGUAGGAUACUGCAGGCCGGAGAGGAAACAGCCAAUGGGAGGACAGUUCUGAGAGUGCCGGAACCACUAAACUUCGGACAAUACCUGAGAGAGGCGGGAUAUGGAGAAGCCUACAACUAUGCGGUGUUCUGAUUGGUUCCAACCCCGAUCAAUCAUUGGAGACUAAACACAACGUGCAGCAAAAAAAAAAACAAAAAAACGGAAACGGAUUGAAAUGAAAGCAAAUAUAUAAAAUGCAUAUUGAAUUAUUUUAUAUUUGUUUAUUCCGAUUGAGAACUUGAAAUCGGUUUUAAAGCACAAACUUUUGGUUUGUUCAGGAGUAAUUUAUUCUUCUUUUGUAAAUGUAUAUUUUUUUCCAAAAUAUCGAAAUAGUUUUUCAAAUGCUUGUAAAAAUGAAGAGAA